AUGGACGCGGGCGCCGAGUUGCCGAUUUGGUUUCAUAAGGAUGAGAUACUUUCGAAACUGAAGUCUUCACAAGUACUGAUACUUAGUGGCGAAACGGGAAGUGGGAAAUCCACAGUGGUCCCCAAGAUUCUCUAUGAAAAUGGAUAUGGUGACGGUACAAUCGUUAUCACGCAGCCCAGACGCGUGGCUGCCAUAUCCUUGGCGCGGCAUGUUGCAUCUAUGUUCAACAGUGACCUAGGCAAGCUUGUAGGAUUUGCUGUGCGUUUCCUAAAUUGCCAUAGCGACAAAACAAGGAUUAAGUAUGUAACAGAUGGAGUGUUACUGCAGGAGGUUCUCGAUGACCAUAUUUUCUCCAGGUACUCUGUGGUUAUCAUCGACGAGGCCCAUGAAAGGUCUAUUCGUACGGAUGUUCUUUUGGGUAUAUUGCAAUCUUGUGUAACAGAAAGAAGUGAUUUAAAAGUAAUAAUCAUGUCUGCUACAUUGCGUUCUUCAACAUUCUCGGGAUUUUUCAAUGGAUGCGCAGUCGUAAGAGUACCAGGGCGGACUUAUCCACUCGACAUAUACUAUGCCCCCCAUCCACAAGAAGAUUAUUUGGAAGCGGCUAUGGUGAGCGUAAUUCAGAUCAACCUUACGUAUAAGCAUGGUGAUAUUCUUGUCUUCCUUCCCGGCCAAGACGAUAUUGAGGCAUUGGAGCAAAUCUUAUCGUCCAAACAGAAGGUUAUCAGGGAGUUCAUCAAAACAGCAGGAUUGGAGUGUGAUGGUACAUUGGAGGAUUUGAGAGAUAGAACUCAGGUUCUUUUGGGGGACACGCCGUACGAAUUUAACUACUGGAGGAAUCUCGAAGUAGUAUCGCUUUAUGCCGCAUUGCCGUUAGAACAUCAGUCGAGGGUGUUCCAGCCUACAGCUCCGGGACAUCGCAAAGUAGUUCUUGCCACCAAUAUCGCAGAAACUAGCGUCACUAUUCCUGGAAUACGGUUUGUAGUGGACAGUGGAUUGGUGAAGCAGAAGUUCUUUUCUGUUAAAAAUGGUUUCGAGUCUCUGAUCCUGCAAAAAAUAUCGAAAGAUUCGGCAAAUCAAAGGGCAGGGCGUGCAGGACGUAUGGGCCCGGGGAAGGUGUUUCGUUUAUACACCAGCGAUGUUUUCAAUUCCAUGCGCAGUUUUCGCAUACCAGAAAUUCAGUGCACCAAUGUCUCGCAUAUAUACUUGGAGCUAAAGAUGCUCGGCGUCAAAAACCCGCUGUACUUUCCCCUUAUCGAUCCACCAAGCAAGAACGCCCUGCUAACAGCAGCAAUGGAACUAUAUCGUCUGGAUGCACUGGACUCUAAAGGUAAUCUGACAGAUAUUGGGAGGAAAUUGGGGCGCAUACCGCUCUUGCCACGUCAUGCGAAACUGCUUUUGUGUUCCGUGGAAUUCAGCUGUACAUCUGAAAUGCUUACCAUAGUAUCCAUGUUAUCUACAGAUUUGUCCCUGUUCUCAUCGGAUAAACACGAUAAAGAAGCUUCUAAAAUGCGCAGAAAUAUAAUAAACAAAAGUGGAGAUCAUUUAACACUGCUAAACAUGUACAAUAUAUGGAAUGAGGCACCAAACAGAAAAGAGUGCUGCAAACAGUUCGGCUUCAACCCAGGUGCUUUCAAGCGAGCCUCGGAGAUACGUAACCAGCUAGUGGAAGUGCUUACAAGACGUAUCGGUAUUGCUAAUAUUACCAGUUGCAAGGACGUUUCGGAGUGGGACAAUGUGCUGAAGUGUCUUUGUAAAGGCGGCUGGAUGAAUUUGGCUUCCCUUGACAGCUCUGGUAAGUUAUAUAAACUUGAACUUCAGAGCAAAACUGUGAUGGUACAUCCACAUUCCGUUAUUUUCACACGGCGGCCUCUGCCGCCUUUGGUUAUAUUUGACGAGUGUACCAGCACCCGCAAGGUGUAUAUACAAAACGUCUCCGAGGUAUCCCAGGAGUGGGUAGCCCAACUGCUUCCCAAGUUGUCAAUCAAGACACCGAACAUACAAAGCUAG
This is a messenger RNA of Babesia sp. Xinjiang, 2007 nucleotides long. RefSeq names its product Pre-mRNA-splicing factor ATP-dependent RNA helicase-like protein cdc28 (gene cdc28). Gene Ontology annotation, molecular function: ATP binding; ATP hydrolysis activity; RNA binding. Gene Ontology annotation, cellular component: intracellular anatomical structure. Lineage: Eukaryota; Apicomplexa; Aconoidasida; Piroplasmida; Babesiidae. The transcript has 2 exons. The record is from RefSeq and is a predicted model, not a curated record. Bases 1 to 2007 code for a protein of 668 amino acids.